Messenger RNA from Hibiscus syriacus, 528 nucleotides. RefSeq names its product probable WRKY transcription factor 40. Gene Ontology annotation, molecular function: DNA-binding transcription factor activity; sequence-specific DNA binding. NCBI's taxonomy places the organism in Eukaryota, Viridiplantae, Streptophyta, Magnoliopsida, Malvales, Malvaceae. The record is from RefSeq and is a predicted model, not a curated record. The transcript is spliced from 2 exons. Gene Ontology annotation, biological process: regulation of DNA-templated transcription. Bases 108 to 491 code for a protein of 127 amino acids.
AAAUGUAAUUAUGAUUUUAGGUAGUUAAAGAUGGAUAUCAAUGGAGGAAAUAUGGACAGAAAGAUACCAAAAAUAAUCCAUCCCCACGAGCUUAUUUCAAGUGUUCGAUGGCUCCUCGAUGCCCUGUAAAAAAGAAGGUUCAACGAUGCUUGGAAGACAGAGCUUUUCUUAUAGCAACAUACGAAGGACAACACAACCAUGAUGUUGAUCCCACAACGGGACAAUCUUUGUCUUCUCCCGGCAGCUCCACAGUAAUCUCCGGCACCACAAUGGCACCGGAGUAUCGUGUUCCGGUUCUCGAUAACCCGUUUCGACCUUGCAUCACUCCCGAUCUCAAUCUUUCGGGUUCUGACCAUGGAAACAACAACAACGACGACAAGAGAAUUGAAGACUAUGUUGCAUCCUUAACAAAAGAUCCUAAUUUCACCGUAGCUUUAGAGGCCGCCGUUGCUCGCUCCGUCGCCGAGCAGCUUAAACCAUCGACUCCAUAAACUCCGAUAGAAGUUUAAGUUUCUUUAAAUUAUUAGG